AUUUAAGUUUUAACAUUUUCGAUCAUUUUUAUUUUAGACGUAGCGUGAAGGUGCCGGUUAUUCCGUUGUAUACAUUACUUUUAGAGUUUCAUACAAAAUAAUUAAAAAUUCUCAGAAAGAAGACUAAAAUUGUUUUAAUUAUGGGUUUUCUAGCUACAACCCUUGGCCUUUUAUUAAUUGUCACCACUGUUUGGUCAGAUGAAGCUCCAAAAGGUCCUAAAGUAACCCACAAGGUUAAAUUUGAUAUUAGUAUUGGGGAGCAAGCUAUUGGAACAGUUACAAUUGGUCUUUUUGGAAAGACAGUACCAAAAACAGCUGAGAACUUCUACCAAUUAGCCCUAAAACCUAAGGGAGAAGGUUACAAAGGCAGUAAAUUCCACAGAGUUAUUGAUAACUUCAUGAUUCAAGGUGGUGAUUUUACAAAAGGAGAUGGAACUGGAGGUCGAAGCAUCUAUGGAGAAAGGUUUGAAGAUGAAAACUUUAAGCUGAAGCACUAUGGUGCUGGAUGGUUAUCUAUGGCAAAUGCAGGCAAAGACACCAACGGUUCCCAGUUCUUUAUAACUACCACUAAGACCCCAUGGCUUGAUGGGAGGCAUGUGGUUUUUGGAAAAGUGAUUGAGGGCAUGGAUGUUGUACGCAAGAUUGAGAAGACUGUAACUGGAGCCAAUGAUCGCCCAGUAAAGGAUGUUGUUAUUACAAACACUGAAGCCGAAAUUGUUUCAGAGCCAUUUAGUGUCACAAAAGAAAGUGCUCAAUAAUAAUUUUUCUUUAAUAGUUUCAUACUAGAAACCUAUUUAUAAGUUCUACAAAUAUUAAGUGAAAUAAUAAGAAUAUCUUUAACAGAUAAA
This is a messenger RNA of Pieris napi, 848 nucleotides long. It is a transcript of the gene Ppib, whose product is annotated as peptidyl-prolyl cis-trans isomerase 5. Gene Ontology annotation, biological process: protein peptidyl-prolyl isomerization; protein folding. Lineage: Eukaryota; Metazoa; Arthropoda; Insecta; Lepidoptera; Pieridae. The transcript has 4 exons. Gene Ontology annotation, molecular function: peptidyl-prolyl cis-trans isomerase activity. The record is from RefSeq and is a predicted model, not a curated record. The coding region runs from base 141 to 758 and encodes 205 amino acids. Gene Ontology annotation, cellular component: intracellular membrane-bounded organelle.